Solanum lycopersicum (tomato) is the source of this 1062-nucleotide messenger RNA. Its product is annotated as crotonase/enoyl-coenzyme A (CoA) hydratase superfamily. The record is from RefSeq and is marked validated. Gene Ontology annotation, biological process: fatty acid beta-oxidation. Gene Ontology annotation, molecular function: catalytic activity. Gene Ontology annotation, cellular component: mitochondrion. Lineage: Eukaryota; Viridiplantae; Streptophyta; Magnoliopsida; Solanales; Solanaceae.
AGAAUAAUUAAUAUACUUGAGAAGUCGAUUAAUUUCUCCGGCAAUGGUUGUUGCAUUUGUAGCCAUAGCUAAAUCCGUCGGACAACAAUGCUUGAAGCGAUCAAAACCCUACUCCAACUCUUACUUCUCCGGCUAUGGAGUCCAAACAUGGCGGUUUCAGAGUCAUAGAACACUAAUCUUACAGUCGGCUUCUGAAUCCGUCAAAUUGGAAAGACUUUCCGAUUCUGAUUCCGGGAUUUUGGAGGUUAAAUUGGAUAGACCUGAGGCGAGAAAUGCGAUUGGGAAGGAUAUGCUUAGAGGAUUACGGCAAGCAUUUGAAGCUGUGAGUAAUGAACGUUCAGCAAAUGUUUUGAUGAUCUGCAGUUCGGUUCCUAAAGUGUUUUGUGCUGGAGCUGAUUUGAAGGAACGAAAAACUAUGAUUCUUUCAGAAGUUCAGGUUUUUGUAAGCACUUUGCGAUCAACAUUUUCCUAUUUGGAGAAUCUUCAUAUCCCUACAAUUGCUGCCAUUGAGGGUAUAGCAUUGGGUGGGGGGCUUGAAAUGGCAAUGUCUUGUGAUAUCCGGAUAUGUGGUGAAGAUGCAGUGAUGGGCUUACCUGAAACAGGGCUUGCUAUAAUACCAGGAGCAGGAGGAACACAACGGCUUCCUAGACUGGUUGGAAAAUCAAUUGCAAAAGAUAUAAUAUUUACUGGACGAAAGAUAAGUGGGAAAGAUGCUAGAUCAAUUGGGCUUGUCAAUUACUGUGUUCCUGCUGGUGAGGCUCGUCUCAAGGCACUUGAACUUGCUAGGGAUAUUAAUCAGAAGGGUCCCCUUGCUUUGAGGAUGGCAAAACGUGCUAUUGACCAAGGAGUGGAGCUAGAUGUAGAAUCAGGUUUAGCUUUGGAGUGGGAUUGCUAUGAACAACUGUUAGACACAAAAGAUCGCGUAGAAGGCCUUGCUGCAUUUGCUGAGAGGAGAAAACCUCUGUAUAAGGGUGAAUGAAAAGAUUGUAACUCACCCAAAAUAUCGAUUAACUUAUCAUUCAUAACGAAAACCGAAAUAAAGUACUCCAAUUAUAUAUCUAA